Messenger RNA from Serpula lacrymans var. lacrymans S7.9, 318 nucleotides. RefSeq lists its product as uncharacterized. NCBI's taxonomy places the organism in Eukaryota, Fungi, Basidiomycota, Agaricomycetes, Boletales, Serpulaceae. Bases 1 to 318 code for a protein of 105 amino acids. The transcript has 2 exons. The record is from RefSeq and is a predicted model, not a curated record.
AUGUUGGCUGAUGAAGAAGAUUCUGAAGGAGACGACCUACAUGGCAAGAAAAUAUGUCUGAAUGGUGAUGAUAAUGACAACAAUGAUAAUGAGGAUGUUGCUGAUGAUGAUGACAAUGCUGAUGAUGACAAUGCUGAUGAUGGCAAGAAUAUGAUAGAUCAUAUUCUGGGUCCUGCAGAAAUAUCUAGUGAUGAUCAAGAUAGUUCUGUAGUACCUCCUUUACAGCCUCUAUUAGAUGAUGACAAUGAUGAUGAUGAGAAGGAGGAGGAGGACAGUUCCCCAAAAAGAGUUGUGGAUGAUAAUGAGGUUGGCCAUUAG